This is a messenger RNA of Paramuricea clavata, 43002 nucleotides long. NCBI's taxonomy places the organism in Eukaryota, Metazoa, Cnidaria, Anthozoa, Malacalcyonacea, Plexauridae. The record is from the annotation of a GenBank genome assembly.
GUAUAUUUUAUCUUUAUGACUGUAUUGAAUUUAUUCAUGCUCCAUUCAGAGUGAACAUCGCUGCCAAGAAACCGUUACUGAGCCAGGUAUGACUGAUUUCUUUAUAGAUUUGUGUAAGUACUUAGAUUAUAUAGUAUAAUAUAUGACUGUAUCACCAGAGAGAUGCUGUCUGUCAUAAUAAUAAUUCGAUUUUCCUGAGGUUUUUCAAUAUGCAGAAUAAUAAACAUCUAAAUAUGCAACCACCUUCUCAGCCUCAUGGUCUAUUUAUAUCGAUGAUUUUUACUCUUUUCAAAAAAUGUUCCACUGAAAUGAACGAAGGAGAAUAUUAUUGCAACGGAAAGGGAGUAUAUAGUAUUUCCAUAGAGUCAAGAUAUUAUGUAAGUAUUUAAGAUGACUUUAAGAACUAGUUUGAAGCAUUGUUUUUGUGUUUGGAUAAAGAGUCUUACCGCGUGAUGAUAUUGGCUUUAACAUUUCUGCCUAUCAUACUUUCGAUUGUAUUCAAUAUAUGUUAUUAAAUCUACAAAAUACAUGAUUUUAUUAAAUUGUUCGCCCGGCGGUCAGCUCCUGGUUGUUUAUAUAUAUAUGGCAAUGCAUGCAUUUAAUGUUAGUAAAGAGCUUAUUAAUAACUAAUCGACUGAAAAAGACGACAAUGAAUGAAAUGGAAAGGGCAACUUCAAGCGUAUUUCCCGUCACGUGAAUUAAAACUUAAGUUUGAUAAGCUCAAAAUGAAAUUUGCUGUCGUGGAAAAUGCAAAUCUAACGUAAUUUGGAAAGUUUUCAUUGAGUAUAUAGACACUCAAUGGUGCGGGGCUUACAGACUGCAGUGAAUACGAAAGAGCGACAGUACAGUCGCAGUGUUCAUGUGUCAACAAAGACUACAGUCGCCGUAUAGUGUUCAUGGGUAAACAAAGACAACCAAGACGAUGUCCAAAACAAUCUUUGUAUUUUAAUUAUUCCCGUUCUCGAUGAUAUAUUUCUCCCGUCCUCAUCUCGUUGCCGUCGUGUCUGUUUAAACAUAAUCCUAAUUAUAAUUUUGGUUGUUUAUUCACAAAAUGAAUUAUGAGUCAUGAAUUGCCAUUUGACUUCUUUAGAGAUUUCUUGAAAUAGUUUUAUCAGUAAAGUUGAUUCAACUUUCUACUUUCUAUUUUUUUAUUUUUUUAUUCAAUUACUUUCUACUUUAUAACUUUCUAUAGUCUGCGCGCAGGCUACAUUGACCAUUGCUCGACAUUGCGCUGUAUGUAGAAAUGCACGUUCAUAUGAAUUAUUUCGUAUAUUAACUACUCAAUAUCUCUCUGAGAGAAUAAACGGACACUCAUGUAGACUCAGUGCCGGAACUACUGGGGGGUGUAACACUCUUCCAAAGAAAAGUCAAGGAAGGGGCCCAAUUUCCCCAGAAAGGGGCCCGGAAUGCUGGAAUUGCGGAACGUGUUAAAUAUUAAAGACAGAUUUAGACUAUUCUGAAAAAUGGAGGUCGAGAAAGGACUGAAAAAAUAUUUUUAACACCCACUCCCCCCCCCCUCAUUAUCGCAAAAUAAUGUUUGGAAAACAUGUUUGGGACGGGGUUCUUUGCCAGAAAAACGUCGACAUCGCUCGGCACGUCCCUGCAUGUAGUACAAUCUCCAUACAACCGCAUGAUAAGUUCAGGUCCAUGCACUGGAAAAAGAAAUGUUUAGAAAUCAUAUUUUGCACUAUCAAUAAUGGAAUAGUAUCCACAUUAUUUCCAUACUGCAUCCACUCGGUCGUAAGCAUAUAAGCAUAAAUUAAAACAAAAUAAACGUUGAGUUUUAACAUUGCAAUUUCAACUUGAAACAAAAAGUCUUCUAUUGACCUUGUACUUAAAAAAUAAACCAUUAUUUUGGCGCACUAGAUUUUUAUAAAUUUAAUGUAACGAAUGAGACUAAAGUUGUUUAUUUUAUACAGCUUGGCAUGUGAUAACACAAUAUAUUCAUUAUCUACAGUGUAGUAAUUAUUUUGAUUUGUUAAGUUUGUUUAUGUUUGUUUAUCAAAACUUUAUUUUUCAAUUAUUUAUCAAAACUGCUUUAAGACUAUUUUUCUAGUAACCCCUCCUUCUUCAAGUCAAGAAUCCACAUAACCCUUCCUUCAGCAACUUUCAAAAUUUUGUAAGGGACCGCUCAUUGUUUAUUGUACAGGGGGGGAUUGAGGAGAAACUGGGGGGUGCCUUUAAAUUUUUUUAAACCUGAAAGGGGGAUUUUGAAGAAAAAAAGAGAGAUGAAAGAAGGGGGGGCUUUGAAAAGAUUUACUAGUUUGAAAAAACAUUAGUUAUAAAAAUGUAUCACAAAACAACUUAACAACAAAUAAAAAUGUUUAUAAACCUUUAAUAUUAAUUUUCAUAUAAAAUAGAAGCCAAUUAUCUUCAUGUAAAUAGACAAUUCCCAUUAUAGACUAAUUUUAAAACUAGGCAAAGAGAUGCAAGUAAAUCACCACAGCUAGAAAGAGCUUACUAAAAUGAGUACAAUUGCAAAGUUUGGUUGCGAAAUGUUGUAAAAUAUGGAAAAUAUAGCCUUGCAAAGUUUGCAAAUUUGGUAUACUUUUGUAUUGCAUGCGAAAAUUGCUACCGGCCACAGGCAAUACAAAAGUAUACAAAAUUUGCAAACUUUGGAAGGCGAUAUUUUCCACAUUUUACAACAUUUCGCAACCAAAAUUUGCAAUUUUACUAAUUUUAGUCUGCUCUAUCCAGGAAUAUACUUUUUUUGCUAAGAUAAAAAAUUAGUCUAUAACGGGAAUUGUCUAUAGGUCCCCAUUAUCUAUUUUCGUUUCUCUAAAUAAAGAGCUAGAGUCGGGGGGACCAAAAUUUAUGUUUUUGUUUUGCCUGUUGGAGGGGGCUUUGAAAAUUCUAGUUGUCAUAAGAGGGGGGGAACGAAAAAAUAUUAUAACUGUUGAGUUUCUCCUCAGCCCCCCCCCUGUACAAUAAAUAAUGAGCGGUCCCUAACCCCUCCACAAAAUCAUCCAGCCCCUACCACCCCAUAAAUAAUGACCACUUCCUUAUGCAAGUAAAACAACCUUGCAAAGUUUGCAAUAGACACAUUCUGAGUAUAUACCGUGUUUAUGCAAGUAAAGCAACCUUGCAAUGGACAAGUCGUAUAAAAACUUGUGUAUAAAAAGCAAACCAUAAUCAUGGAAACGUUACUGCAGACUGCAGUGCUUCCAUAUAGACCCUGUAAAGCAUUAAGGUUAUCAAAGCAUUUGCCUCUCAUGCACCGUAUCUCGUUUGACCAAUGGCACUAAACCUAACAAUGUAUGCAGUGUCUCAUUGAGUCUGCACAGGUUCUGUCUGGAUAUCGUGCUGUUGUCGAAAUAACUUUUUAAUUCGAAAAAUAAAAUGGUAAUGAGCCUUAGCAGCCGAUUAUUAAAUUUCAAAUGAUUUUUGUCAUGAAAGGUUGGUUACAUACUUAGAUUAUGAUAUAGGAUUGCAGAUGAAGAGCUCAGUACCCCGUAAUACAGUCUGACAAGUCGUAAUUCCUUGUAUAGCCACUGAUGUUCAAUGAUAACGACCGUUGUAGGCUACAAUUAUUUAAUUAUUUGAUCGGUUUAUUGAAUUAUCAUAUGUGAUAUAUAUGCUAAAUGUUUAUUUCGCACGCCCUCGAUAAUUUUAUUUCCCUACAUUUUGCAGGCCGUGUUCAAUCAAAUCAUUUACAUAAAAAUUCCAAACAACGAUUAUCCAUUGACAUUGAAUACAGGAUUAUCCAACGAUUAGCCGUAACAGCGCAUUUUACGACAUCAUGCAGUAAUCCCGAAUGGUUUUCAUAUUUUCCAGGUUUUGUACUCAUGCAUGUCACACUCACAUAUAAAUCAAAAUAAUAUUGAAUAGAACAAAAUGUAAAAUAAAAUUGUACUUUCUCGUUUACGUUUAUGUUUUGAUAACGCAUGAUGAGCGUAAACUCCUUAUCAACGGCGCAUGUGCGGCGUCAGGACGACGGCUAAACAAACUGUUUGAAAUAAAUGAUUGUAUGGAAAUAUUGUCUUGUGUUUUGAAUUAAACCUCUGCAGACUUAUUCAUUUUUUCUUUUAUCCUAUAGGAUUAAUAUGAUUGUAUUGAUGACCGUCGUCCUGACGUCCCCACGUCUUAAGCCCGUUCUCCACCAGGCGAACUAUUUGUUUGCGCGAACAGUAAAAAAGUAGGAACUGAUCCAACUUUUUCGCGGCGAAUUUUUUCGCUGACCAAUCACAUUGCCAAGAUUUGUUUUUCGCGUCGCCCGAAAAAACUCGCCCAGUGGAGAACGGGCUUUACAUGCGUUCCUAUUCCGAUGCAACAGACGCCAUUUCUAGUGCGAUUUUCUUCUCAUGAAUGUGAACGAGUAGGUGAAUUAGGAAUGUUGAGUUUUGAGUCUCGUAGUAUAUGUACACUCAGCUGAACAUUCAUGACACAUCCACUACGUCCCUAUAACAAAGAAGAAAAUCGCACCUACGAGCUACAAUCGCAGGAAAAAGUGUAAAUGGGCCUUUACUGGCUUUACUUUUCUAAUACUUUAUACUAAGAUUUCCUUCAUCAAUGAACACGAAGCUAGAUUGAGCACGUUUUUGUGAUUGCCUUUCCUUAAACAAAAGUGACCACUCGUUUUUUACAAAAUGUAUUUUUUAGAAUUUACUUGAAUAUUGUGUUUAAUUGUCAUGUUUAGUCCAUAUAUGGUAUAUUAUAAAACCUGGUGUAGUCAACCAAUCACAGAGAGUUUUCCUUUGUGAUGACCCUGUACCAAUUCGGCACAUUCAAAAACAUUAAAUGUGAAAGUUUCGCCGAUGCAUUGUUCUGGUUGAGCCUCCCAGACAGGCGUAUAUGCCGCUGUCUCAAUAUGCAGACUCAAUUGUUUUCCCUGAAAUUUUGCCAACAUUUCAUAUUAUUGAAUUAUAUGAUUCGGGUUUAACAUCCUCCUGUUUCGAAUAUAUUUCUCUGAUCUUAACCCCAGCCAUAACCUUCUAUAUAUACAUAUAUAUCAAUCUGCUUUAUGUCGUGAGGUAUAGAAUAUGUAGCCAAAUAUGUCGUGAGGUAUAGAAUAUGUAGCCGUGUCUAUAUAUAUAUAUAACUGCAAUGAUCACACAACCUAUAUAAUCAUGCCAAGUUUUCCUUUUACAGUGACAUCUCGGUGUAAUUACAGUUUAUAAAUAUUCAACUCAUGAUUUGUUAUUUAUUUCGUGUCUAUAUAUAUAUAUAACUGCAAUACUCAAGUUGGCAAAAAUCUUUAUAGUCAUUACGAUAUAUACAGUGGUGUAUAAUAUAUGGAAAGAAACUUGCUUAUGUGUCGUAUUGUGUCUUGUGUAAGUUUUUUGCACAGUUUCAAAUCAAUAAUCAUUGUGUGAUUUAAUUUUUAAGUAGUUACAUGUGUUGUUACUAAGGACAGCCAAGGACGUGAAAGGAAGCUAUAAAAUUUCAGUCAAAUGUUUUAAAAACGUUCUUUGUUGUUUAUAUGGCAUCUGUGUUAAAAUGAGUUUCCUGUCAGUUCAGACCAACAUAUAACGAUUUUGUUGUGAAAUUGUGUGUUCAGAUUCAUAUAUAUGUCUCGAUUGUUUGCCAUCUCUCUCGCCUGCCUGAGAUUCACUGCUCUUCCUUUGUAUGUCACCACGUGAAGUACAAAGCGGUAUAAUAAAUACGAAAUAAAUGUCUUACUGAGUUAUUGUUAUAUUUUACAAAAUAUCAAUGUGCGUUACAAGACCUCGGUGUGUUUUUCAUUUAAUUUGGGGUUUUUUCAUUGUUUAGGUCAAAUUAUAAGACGGAAAUAAGCUAGAAAGAAACUUGAUCACAAGCUCGCAUUAAUCUGUCAUCAUUGAUUGCUUCAAGGUUUUAACUUCGCGUGGUUGGGCAUGUUAGAACCUGCCAGACUCACAGCUCGGCAAGUGAAUCUCGUGUAAACAUAUUCAUGCAGAAUACUAAUGCCACCUGUUACAAUGCAGCAUCGUAUAAUUUCUCUUCAUGUGAGAUGGAUUGGUCAGAGUUAUUAGCCAGUUUCAUAUUUAAACAGUCUUGUGUGUAACCACAGUUUGAAGAUAUCAUGAGUUGAUCAUGCGUUCAUCUCAACACGGCAGCUAAAUGAACGAAGACCACAAGAUGAAAUCGAGACAGUACUGCAGCUGACAUCAACAUGAUUGUGGAACUGUUUUUCUUGACGCUGUUUACAAAUCAUUUCAUUAUUGUGCAUUCAGGUAUGAUCCAAUAAUCCAAUAUUGUAUAAUCUUCGUUGAAGCGUGCUCUGAAACAAUAUUUCCCUAUUCAGAUAAAUAGUAUUGUAUAUAUAUUUAAAUAUAAUAUUCAUAUAUAAUAUAUGUAUAAUAUUUUGCCAAAUUUCUUGAUACCUGAACUCUGUACAUUUCAUAGAACAUUAUGUACUAGAAUCCAAAUCUUUUGUGAGAAAUAAUCCCAUGAUUUAUCCAAGUCGUAUAUCUGAUUUGGAUUCUUGUCAUAUCUUAAUUGUCACGGUUGCGUUUUAGCAAUAGAAAAGUACAUUCGAUUUUUUAAAUUGCAACACUAUUUGAUGAGAGAAAUCUAUUGAGGCAUUGUAUGAAAUAUUUUACAUAUUCCUCUUUUCGACAAUAAUAAUUACAAAAGUUAAAAUAUAUUUAAGACUUGAGAUGACUGAAAAGGAUAAUUUCUGCGCUCUGCGUGUGUGUAUAUCAUAUUAUCAUAUAUUAAAAUUGGAUCAUGUUCUUUUAAAAUGAAAACAAUUUUUCAAUUAGCUGAUCUCCUACAGUACAGGUUAACUUCAAAAUCAUACAGCAAUUAUCUUCAUAUAGAAAAGUGAAUUUUGUUUUCAAAUUGAAAUUUCACUUCACUGAUCGUACGUCACAGAUGGUUAAAGAGCAAUAGAAAUAAUGCGACCUGAAAUAUGUUUUCCAAACUAAAAGUUUUGCCAAAACUUCGAAUAUCAGCCGUCGCUGUUAAGACAUUCAAUUGCAACAAAGCAAUAUUUAACGACAAUUCGAAAAUGCAAAUGAGCGUAUGAAUGGCGCUGCCCAACCUUUCUUGCAUUGUGAACUCUCGUGACAAUUGUUUUGUCGCCAGAACAAAUCAAAAACGUGGUAUUAAAAGCUCGUAUAUUAUUUUGCAAUGUUUCAAUGAAAAUAUUGACCCUGACAAAUUCAUUAUAAGAUAUCAUUUGUUUUCCACACGAAGACAGAAACAUGAAUAUUUCAAAAGAAAGGGAAUACUUAUAAAAUAUUUAAAUGUUUUUAUCUGAAUGAAUAGAAUUUCACACGUAGUUUAUAUCGGAUCGAUUUUAAUAUAUUAUCUUUUAAACUUUAUAGUCAGCCCGAAAGGCAAUAACAGGCAGGAACAGUACAUAUUGAAGUAUUUUCCAUUGAUAUAUUAUCAUACGAUAUCCUAUAGCAGUAACUAGGGAACAUAUCUUUCUUAAUGGAAUGAUGCCUCAUUCAAAAUGCGUAGAAAGAGCAACGAUCGCGUAUUAUGGCGCUGACUGAUGUGCAACAAACAGAAGAAAUUUAUACGACACAUGAGUGUUUUCAAAAUAGAAUUAUAUUGAAACAGCUUUUCAAUUAUUUACACAGGAGGUAGAUGAAAUCACAAAUGAAUGGCUUAUUAUAUAAUUUAUGUAUGCACUUUUAAGAAUAACACAACGUCAUGAUUUGAAGAUUGCCGAAGUGUUUGAUGCAAAUAUGUGUACAAAUCAAUAUAUUUUAUAUUCUGCAAACUCACGAAUUCAAUGCAUCCAGUUGUUCCAACUACCAUCAGUCAGUGCAAGAAUAAUGCGCCAGGCUGUCAGAUACUGUCCAUGAGUAAUGGUUUUUGCGAUGAACAUUGAACUUUGUUUUGAAAAUUCUUCAACUCGUGACACAGUCAUAUGAGACAAGAGUAAGAAGUAAACUAAACACUUUUUCUUUUGAAUCCGAAAGUGCAACGUCUGCACGUAGAACAGACAUUUUGUAUAAUGCAAUAUGAUACCUGAAUCUGAAAUCACAUCCGUGAAUUAUUUAGAUCAGAAAAGAAAUUUCUGAAGCCUGAAUACAGUAGAGUCAAACCUGUAUUAAAGGAACGAAAUUUAGGAACGAAAUUUAGUCAGUGGUUUAGUCUAGUACAGUGUAUAAGUUAGAUGAUUAUGUAUGCAGCAACCUUUAAGAAUGAAUGAUUUAUUACCAUGCACGAAGUGACUUACCACACGGAAGAGUCGAAACAAAUUACAUGCAAAUUACGCAAUUGUACGUGUCGACCACUUUCCUGAUAGAGAUGAGUUUGAAUAUUCUUUCUUGUGCAGUCUUCUUGACCUGAGAUUUGUGAUUGAAAUUGAAUAGAAUUUUGAACGAGUGCAAUAAGGCUUGUUGAGAUGAAGAAUAUUUCUACUUGGGUUGGUAGAGAUGCAACUACUACCUGAACAAUACAAGACGAAAUUCGACGUUUCGAGCGAAGGCCCUUGAAACGUUGAAUCUCUCUUUGUAUGAGGUAGUAGCAUCUCUAGCAAGCGAAGUUUGACACUGGCACUGUGGCACAGGCCAUGAUUGAAGAAUAUUCAUACUUACGCCCGUAUUCUAAAAGCACACUCACACUCAAUGAGUGGAGGUUCAAUCUGAGCUUCUCUUGAGUGUCAAUGCUGUUUUUGAAUAGCUGGAGGGUGAAUAGUCACAUAUUAAGGUACGAUAUUAACCCUCCAGCUAUUCAAAAACUGCACUGGCACCUGAGAGAAGCUCAAAUUGAACCUCCACUCAUUUGAGUGUGAGUGAGCUUUUAGAAUAUGGGCGUUAGUCUAGUUAGUCUUCAGUGUGGAUAAUAACAAUUUUGCUUGGCUCUGACAAAUGUCCAACUGUGCAGUUGCUAUAACAUUGCAAAUCUGAUCUAUACUAACAAUGGUCUGGUACCAUUAAUUUGUGUUUGUACCAAAAUGUUUUGUGUUCUUAUAAUAUACUUUUAAUUUAUGUGAUCGGUCAAAAUGUCCGUGCAGAAUAAAAUUAAUCGGCCAUUUAGUGUUUUUGUUCGGCAAAUAGCCGAGCGUUAUAAUCCACAGUACUGCCAGUCUUGUGUGGAGAAUUGAAAUUAAAGAUGUUCCUGACGUGUCGUCUCUAUCUUUCAACAGCUGAAUAUUCUGCUCCUCUGCAGUUCACACAAGAACCAUCAGAUGUUCAAUUUUCAAACAAGACCUCGGCAUACCUUCAUUGUGUUGCUAUGGCAACCUCAAGCUAUGCUAGUAACAACCAGAUCACCAUAACCUGGCGUUUUGAGAAUGGCUCACUCGUAAGAAACAUUUCAGACAUCGUUCAAACUUUGCCUAAUGGGACAUUAUGGUUUAAACCGUUCAAUAGACUAAUCCCAGCUGUUCAUCGCACUAAAUACCAGUGUGUGGCUAACCUAACGUUGCAUAACCAAGCAAUAUUGAGCAGACUGGCAUUGGUUCAUGGAGGUAGGUUUUUUAUUCAUUUCUGUUUUCGUCCUUUGAAAGAAAAAAGACAGUGAUUUGCAAUUCUCCGUGAUCCGAGAUCGCAACUAUCAUCGCAGUAUCGAGAGAACUGCAGUAGAUCACAUGACAAACAAAUUGCGCAUGCGUGCGACCUGAUUAGCUUCCCGAGGGACAUUGGGAUUUGUGCAAAAUCCUGGACGUUGAACGAAAUUGAAAAAUGUGAUGGACGAAUCACAAAUAAUCACUCACGUGAUGAUAGUGAAGAUGAAAGCAUUCUUGCCCUGCACACGGCUUUGUCUCGGGUAUAUAUUUUGGAUAUAUUGUUACAUACGUUUCUACCCUUAUCGAACUGAACAAACCUAACGUUCUGUUCUUGGAAACCACCAGAGAAGCAUGAGUGCCAUGAGGUUAGCGAGCUCUCGCCACAAAGUUCAACAUAUUUUACGCCUAACUGCUGUUGAAUUAAGCCUGCUUGAGCAAGAUUGAGUGUAGGGCAUUUUUACUAGUUGUGUACUAACUUGUUGAAAACUCCUUUAAGUAGAGUUGUUGAUUUCCAUUGACGUUUCUCUGUUUUAACAGAUUUAUUUGGAUCAAAUUAUUACAACAACAAUAUAUGUUAACUCUGUAGAAAUACAAUACAAAUAUUGUAACAAUACAAAUAUUUACAUUUGUAAACUGAAAAGAAUGUUUGGUGUGUGAUCAAAAAUGGCAAAGUAGGGAUUGCUAGGACCCAUGCGAAGCAUCUGCCAAUAAAUUUGCGAAUUAUGAUCAUGUUAACUUUAGUGUUAAAUACUAGUAUAUAUGUUUCCGUUUCCUCCCUCUCCAAAAUAGAACUCUUCCACCAAAGCCAUGAUCAGAUAUACUGUGUCAUAUAGUGGCAGCUAGAAGCCUCCUAUAGUUUCCAACACGGUCACACGGUGAAGCUACGUUCUCCGUAAUUCAGCUCUCAGCUGCAAAUAACUGAUGUUUAACACCUCUUUCGUGAUCGCCAUUAAGAAAAAAACGAAUCCGUGAUGGUCUAUAACAAAAAAGCGUUGGGAGCACUGAUGUUGGGAGUGAUUUAAAAUUUUGAACCACGGAAACUGGUUAUAAAGUUGGACUUACAAAUUUAUUGUACAUGAAACCUGUAGCUGUUUUAUCCAAGCUUGCUGUCGCAGUUUUGUUGGAAAAUUGAGGCUUACCUGUAGACAUAAAGUAGGAAACAAACUCCGAACAACAAGACCGGCGGGGGUGGGGGCAAAAUACCCAGGACCCGGAGUGCUCAGAGGGCCAGGAAAUCUCGGUAAAAUUUUCGUACCGUUUAUCAUCGUUUUAUGUUUGUCCUAAAUGAAAUACACCUACUUGCACGGGUUAGGUUAAAAUGCGGAAGCGGAUGCGGAACGAAACGGAUGGGGUUAAAAUGCGGAACGGAACGGAUAUGGGGUUAAAAUGCGGAACGGAACGGAUAUGGGGUUAAAACGCGGAACGGAACGGAUAUGGGGUUAAAACGCGGAACGGAACGGAACGGAUAUGGGGUUAAAAUGCGGAACGGAACGGAUAUGGGUUUUAAAUUAAGUUUUAACCUCAUAUUCGUUCCGUUCCGCAUUUUAACCCCAUAUCUGUUCCGUUCCGCACGGAACGGAGAUGGGGUUAAAACGCGGAACGGAACGGAACGGAUAUGGGGUUAAAAUGCGGAACGGAACGGAUAUGGGUUUUAAAUUAAGUUUUAACCUCAUAUUCGUUCCGUUCCGCAUUUUAACCCCAUAUCUGUUCCGUUCCGCAUUUUAACCCCAUCCGUUCCGUUCAGCAUCCGCUUCCGCAUUUUAACCUAACCCCUACUUGCACGCUAUCCGCUGAUCGUCGUGAUCGAUCGUAAAACGUACCAAAUGUGAAAUAAACAAUUUUUCAAUCGUUUUUUCUGCAAAAACAGUUAGCUAAACAUCGUUUAUAACAUCACGUCUUUAUCAGUUAUGAGAUGAAAUAAGGUAUUUACCUGUAUUGAACAUAUUAUUACGUCCACCUGCUAGCAGGUAUGGUAACAUGCAUGCACGUCACAUGCGCCAUCGGCACCGAAAUUCUCCAGCGAUUUCCUGCAAGUAAUUCGCUGGCGAUUCCCUCGUUGAUUGUGAUUAAAAAAUAGACUUUGAUGUGGCCAUCAGCGUGAGAGGCGUGUUCACCAAUUUGUCCCGGGGCCCGUGGUUGCCUCUCGCCGGCCUUGCCGAACAGAACUUCCAUCUUGAAACUUAAUAUUUAAGUAAAGCAAGAGGACACAAUAUCCAACAGUGAUAUUUCAAAUUUAUUGCAAAUUUGUCAUCAUGAGUCUGAUGAAGCAGGCUUCUGUUUAAAAGAACAGCCUUCCAUCUUUCUUGUCAAUAUUACUAACAUUUUAAUUUCUAGUUAUUGUGAAGCCAUUUCAAGUGAAAGUGCGCGAUGAAGAAGUGUACGGAGCAGGAGGGACGGCAACAUUUACUUGUCUUUACCCCGCAGAGGUUUCUUCCUACGUACAAAUCAGAAAAUGGUUUGCAGACAAACAACUUAAAGAAGCUGAACCAUCUGGAAAUCUAGUUAUCCAUGAUGUUCAACAAGUUCACUCUAAUAAACUGUAUUAUUGCGUCGUUGUUAAUGUUCUCACUAAGGAAACAUUGGCGAGUAAUGUCGCCAAAAUCUUUAUAAGAAACGCAUCAGGUAACUCGCAUGUUAUUUAAUUUAUGUAAUCUGUUCAUUUGUCAAACCUACAAUCCUGGACACAACAUCUGCGCGCACUUCCAAUUAUUUGACAAAAUCUCAUAAUAUUAUCGCAAAUUUAGAAAAACCACCCCCUUGGCCCCCACCAUUCAAUGUUGAUUGCAUUCCAAGAAUACGGUUCAAGGAUAGUCGUUCAAAUACAUUUUGCUCCUCACUAAUUAAGCUGCGGUUUUGGAUGGAAAUACCUGACGAAAGGCUCGCUAUCGUCGCUCGAAACUGUUUUAAUCUUUUAAAUUCUCGUAGUUCAGACACAAACUACCACAGCUUAUUCUUGCAGAAUAUUACAUACACUGAUAUAUCGUCAUGUCUCAUUGCCAUGAAGGUUUGAAAGUUGUUGACAGUACGUUUGGUUUCCUUGGUGUUUGAACUUCGAACUUUCUUUUCAAAUGAAGUCAAAUUCAGGUUGUGUUUCCACUGUACCGGAUAGGUUUCCGUAGCGACGUGAAAAAACACCUCUCCUGUAACUUUUAUGAACGCUAUUUUCAGAGGAAUUAUUGCAACGAAGAGAUGUUGUUUCGCUCAGCUUCUGAAAGUUGUACAUUCCGUAUCGGAUAUCGCGUCGCUACGGAAAGCUAGCUGGUAUAGUGUAAAGUAGCCUCAGUUCACCAGGGCCUCAAGUAAAAAAAUGAAGUGAAAUAUGCAUAGAUAUAACAAGUCUUCCUGAAAGCAGGAUUUUGCCAACUUCCCCCACGAACGUAUGUACUAUGAGGUGGAAAUCACAGGACCCCAAAGUUAUAUUUCAUCCCCCCCCACCCAAAAUGUCUCUGCAUGGGCGGCCCUGUUGCUGAUAAGUUAUCGUAAAGUUUACCUAUUUCUGUUUAGAUGCUCGGAAGUUUCCUUUGAAGUUCAAUAUAGUUGCAGUCGACAAGACAGUUGUUCUUGGAAAUGUUGUUAUGUUUGAAUGUUUGGCCUCUCGGACUAGAAAUGUUGAAUACUUUUGGAAACAUAACAACGACGACAUCAAACUAAAUCAUCGUUAUUCUUUGGUGAAUGGUCGCUCAUUGAGAAUAAUGAAAACAGUAAUGAAAGACAAUGGAACAUAUACAUGCGUUGUUCGGGAUAAAAUUAGCAGGGAAGAAAUAUCAACUAGUUCCCAUCUUCUUGUGCAAGGUAAGAUUUUGAAUAUCUGUGCGUUUUAAGAGACAAUUGACAAUUGUUUGAAAUUUAGUUUGUCAUAAGAUAGAGUAAGAGCGUAUAGUUCGAAUAAUUGGCACAGCAUUGAGAGAUAAAGGAAAAUACACAGGACGUCGAAAUAAAACAAAUGGAAAGGAAAUGUUUUCUAGUCUUAUUUUCCGGUGGAAGAUGUAGAAGAUUUAAUUAUCCGUAGUGCUUACAUUACAAACGAUAGAGGCUGAAACUUGUUAGCCUGACAAAGAUGAAGAACACUUCGAUAUUUUGAACGAUGGCCCAUCGUCAGGAGUAGGAAGAAAGACACCGAUAGGAUAAACACCAUAACUUCCAAUACCAAAGAUAUUUUUAUUAUUUUUAUAGUUCGUCUUAAAUUCCGAGCCCGUCCAUCAAAAAUCUGCACACCAUACUACGUGAACGCAACAUUUCCAUGUGAGGUAACUGGUUACCCACAGCCGAAGAUAUCUUGGUAUAAGAAUGCGAGAGAGAUUACGAACAAUAACAAGGCGCUCAGGAAAGGAAAUAGUUUGAUCAUUACAUCAGCUUGGGGGAAAGAUGAAGGAAUUUAUCAAUGCAUUGUUAGUAAUGGUCUCGAGACCAUCCAUCAAGCUGCCUCUCUCAUUGUUGGAGGUUCGUGCACGUCUUAUUAACAGAGACCUUAACAUUAGUGAGCUUAAGCAAGUGACGUUUUUGACAACACGGACGUCGACCGGAAGUAAAGUUGACGUUUUUCACCAAUCACAGCCCUUGACCCAGUCUUCUGACGUUACUCAUGCCGUUCGUGUUGUCAAAAACGUCACUUGCUUAAGCUCACUAUUGACAUUUAUCGCAAACCGCAAACUUCAAAUCGUAUUUUGAAGACAACUGUUAGCUGAUCGAAGUUAGGACAAUUUGUGCAUAAAUGAGCAUGAAUAGUUGAAGAAAACAUGUAGAACUUAUCUUUAAAUGUGGCUUGUAGUUUUCUGUUAGCUGUCUGCCGUAAAUAUCAACGUUACGGUUUCUCUAUCCCGUUAGAACUUUAUUUUAAUGUCAGGAAUUUGACUUAAUGCCAUCUAACACAGGCCAAUGUGGAGCCACGGAGUGACGGCCUCUCUUUAGGGCACUUGCUAAGAACAUGGCGGACUGAGAAAUCCCUCACGCUAAAUUAACCUGAAGUGAGACCUCAGCUUUUGUACUAAGUACUCUGUUGUUCAAUGUUGCGAGAAGUGUCGUUCAUAAGGCUGCAAAGUUUUAGAUAUCAGAUUAAUAACUUGUUUAUAAGAAAAGUUAUAACUUGACAGAUUAAUAACUUGUUUACAAGAAAAGUGGACCUCACGACUCGCAUUCGUGCAAAACGGCUAUUGUGAUCAUGGUGCACCAUGGGAAAAGUGUCCGAAAGAGAAUUCGAAAUAGUGUAAUGACUAAUGGCCAAGCAUUUCACCUCGUCUACGUUUUUUUAUAUCUUAUUUAUUCAUUUAUUUAUUAAACUUUGCCAAAAACACGUAAAAGAACAACAAAUAGACAUCUAGACAAUAAACAUGAACAAGAACAGCAAGGACACCACAACAGUGUAAACCAAUUAAUGUGGGCCCUUAUACAAAAAUACACAUACAGUACAGUACAGUACAGUACAUAUAACAUACUGUACAUAGACAGGAGACUAAAAACAACAAGUUAGUUUAGAACAUAAGUAACGACUAGUGUUACACUUCAGACAUAUAGUCUUCCAUGUCCUCGGAUCUUCUUCGUUGAAGCAUUCUCUAAGGGCUGUAAGGUAGUAAGUUUGUAAAUCGGUUUUGAAUUGAUUAUUAAACUAGGAGAUCUUAGUGUAGUUGAUAAAGAGUUCCAGGUUCUAGUUGCACGAAUAAAGAAAGAGCGUUGGUAGGUAGUGGUUUUGCAUUUGGCCGAACGGAAAGAGAUUUGGUUGCCACUGUUGAUUUGAAACAUCUGCACACGAACAAAGAAAUUAGUGUUGGUUGAGUGAUUAUCCCACUGAUCUCGAAAUCAAUACUGGAUAGAGCAACCUUUUGAACUCAUUUUGCAGCCAGAAUAUUUAUAAUGUGCAAAUAUCUUCUUCUACGUAACUUGAAAGAUAUAGUUAUGCAUAGCCAUUGAAAUGUCCGGAUAUCUAGUGCUAGUUUUGGCAUAAAUAUGGCCUAUACUCACAGCUCUUCCACUUGAUGUUUCUACAAAACAUUUUCAGAAAUAUCGCAGCAAAGAUUAUUGCUUACUCUAGAUUAUUCAGUUGUUAGUGCAGUAUUUGUAGAUACCAUAUAACCUCAUCAGUUUUAUCUUAUUAUCUCUUUAGCUCAAGCUCCAAGGAUAAUAGAAUCAUUCGUUGCAAAAAAUAUUUCCCUUUACGCUAAACUUGAUAUAUCCUGUAAAGCAACUGGAAAACAACAAGCAACAUUAUUCUGGUACAGAGAUGGGAUACGUAUUGAAGAGUCAUAUGACCAUCGUAUACAUUUAAAACAUUAUCAUGAUCUAUGGACAUUACAAAUCAGAAAUGUGACUUCAGCUGAUAGUGGUCUAUACAAAUGCGAGGCCAUGAACAGAGCUGGUUCGAACUUUAGCGAGGCAAAAAUAUUAGUCAAAGGUAAGCGCAUAAAUAAUAUGUUCAGCCCAGUGAUUAAGAUUUAAGGCGUGAAGCGCCGAAGACGCUAGUUUUCAUUUUCUACGGUUAGAAAUUUUAUAUUCUCUCUCACAAUACACCCUUUCGAUAAUUACGUCACACAUACUUUUUGGUCUUGGAGCCUCGAUCUCAUUAGUAAAUUGCGCAAGAUGAUUGGCUCACGAUUUAUGAGAGCGAGGCUCCCAGGCCAAAUGACGUAAUUAUCGAAAGGAUGCAUUACAAAGACUGUUUGUGGUAACAUUUGGGACCCACACUAACCAACACUUCAGUCCUUCGCCAAAAUUUGUAUCUUUUCUUUUUCUUGAAACCUUCAAUACAUGAUUUCUACUUCCUAGGACCAGCCAAAGUGACGUAUGUUCCUAAGAGCGUCCGUGGGUUGUUAGGAACAGACGUGAAAAUCACAUGCAAAGCAAAUGGUUUCCCACGUGCUAAGAUCACGUGGUACGACAACAACGGUUACCUGGCACCAUAUGAUUAUAGACAGAAGGUAGCAACUAACGAUGGCGAGAGUACUUUGACGAUCGAAGGAUUGGUAACUAGUGAUAAAGGGCGGUAUAGGUGUACAGCCAGCAGUGAAAUUGGACCUACUGACGAUGCCAGUGUUGACCUUACUGUUUACGGUAUGUUUAGUGCAUUCACCUUUAAUUUUACAUCAACAGGAAGAAAACCAACAUGGUUUUAUAUAACCAUCUAAGUCUAUACAAGCAAACAGCUAUUUCUUUUACAUUUUAGGCGCCCCAGAGGAAACAUACAAGCUGGAGGUUCUUGACGAAGGCAGCAAGAAAUCAUUCGUUUGUCAUGAAUGUAUCAAGUGGACGAAAAAUGGUAAAAUGGUACAAAACUCCGCUAGAACUACAGUAACAAAUGUUCUUCAAAUAUGUAUAUUAAAUCUUGUUGCCAUCUUGGAAAGUGAUGCAGGAAACUAUACUUGUCAUACACAGACAACAACAGGAGUGCAUAAAAACACUAAAGAAAUCUUUGUGAUAAGUAAGUUGAUAAAACAGUAAAACAUGAUGCGGUACAGUAUGCUCCAUGAUUAGACGUGUGUCAUAAGCUGGCGUCCUCAGUAAGUCAUUCACUCGAUCAGAUUGAGCGCGCUGUGUCCUUGGUAAUUCAGCUCAGCUGCCUAGUUACUCAUGAUUACUGCUGAAAAUAUCUUUAGAUAAGUUCACAAAUACCAGAUGAUCUAAUAAUCACGCGCUUUUGUAUACAGGAACCUCUUUUGUCUUCGACUUUGCAUUCAGUUUUAAAUUUAGCGCAAGAAUGUCAGUGAUAAAUGGAAUCGUCUGACAUUAUACUGCGUGAAAUAGUAAAUACAGACGUGGGCGAGUAGUUUCACCAAACGUUUAUCCUUCACUAGCGACGUUUGUACCAAGUGUACUUCAUAAAUAUUUAUUUUAUUUGAUAUAACUUUAUGUUCCUAAAAUUUUAUUUAGGUCGACCUCGUUUCGUCAAUCCUCGCAGUCCUAACUCAACCAAUGUCCUAGAACAUGGAGAUGUUCGAAUGACAUGUCAUGUUACUGGAUUCCCAACACCCAGGACAAUAUGGCGUCGUAAGGUUGGAGGUAGCUUUGAUGAAGUUAAAGAUUCGCCUCGUUUCCGUGUCACAACGAAUGGUUCGUUGACUAUCCUGAACGCCAAAGCUGAAGAUGAGACGGAUUAUUCAUGUGAGAUUAGGAACUCUCAUUCUUAUAGAGCUGAUUUAACAAUCAAACUCAAUGUUAAUGGUACGUUUUAUCGUCCUUCGCUUUUAGAAAUGCAAUUACGCAAUGACUAAAUGGUUGUGACAACAACGACAACGACAACGACCGCGACAAUGACAACGACAACAAUGACAUGAUGACGUUUACAUUUCAUAGUUUAAAUUUCAUAGUGUCUUCAUGUCUGAAGGCCAUUCACUACUGACUCAAUGUAAUAAUUAAUUCAUGCACUACUGACUUAAUGUAAUAAUUAAUUCAUUCACUACUGACUCAAUGUAAUAAUUAAUUUAUUCACUACUGGCUCAAUGUAAUAAUUAAUUGAUUCACUACUGACUCAAUGUAAUAAUUAAUUCAUUCACUACUGACUCAAUGUAUUAAUUAAUUUAUUUUUUUGUUAGUUCCAGCAAGAAUCGUGAACUGGGUAGCGACUGCUUUCGGGAAUGCAGGCAAUAUGACCAAACUAAAUUGUGAUGCUUCGGGAGAUGAAACUCUAAACUUUACUUGGUUUAAAAAUGGACAGAAAAUUUCUAGAAAUUCAAAUAUCAGAAAUGAAGUAAUCCCAAAAUUAUCAAAAUCUACUUUAACUAUUGUGUCCACGACUGGCAAUGAUGGAGGGAAUUAUACGUGUAAAGUUUUUAAUUUAUUUGGAAAAGAUGAACAAAUUAUGAGAUUAGAAAUUCGAGGUAAGCGAAGUAGCAGACAGUAGCAUAAACUUCGCGUAAACUAGCAUUACCUAAGCUGCUCAUAUUAAUGUAAUCCAGUUUUCGCACGGUACAUUUGAAGGCAUUAAUUGGCUUUGUAUCUAAAGGUAUAAAUAAUUUUCAUAUACGAUCAAAUUAAUUUGUUAUUAUAAAAAACACCAUGUUUAUUUAAUGCAAAAACAAUCGAUCCGUAAGCGUGGAUCGUUACGACUGCAAAUACAGAUGUGAGGAAGAUGACGAUCCGGGCUUUGAGUGUAACAACAUUUUGUGUUAUUCGUAAAUCUUCUAUUAAGGCCCCUGGGCUUAUCUAGAUUUCUUUCAUUCAGUCACGUUUGAUGGGCGUUUAUUGAAAAUGGGGCGGGGUAUCUUUUUAUGUUUAGGUUCUCACCCAAUAAAAAACGGCAUUCAUUCAACUAAUAAUGUUGUAUAUAUACUCGUUUUAGACAGACCAGAUCCUCCGGAUGUAAAAAAAUAUACAAAGACGGAGACAUCCAUCACAGUAUCCUGGGAGCCUUCAUUUAAUGGCAACAGUCCUAUAUUGUCCUAUCAAAUUGAUUACAAAACAUCAGCUCAUCCUUCAACACCAGUGAUCAUUCCUAUAACUGGACAAAAAACUUCAUAUAAGAUUACUGAACUUGAACCAUACACAGGAUAUCAAAUCCGCGUGCGAGCCAGGAAUGCCCUGGGAAUGAGUGAUUUUUCAAUUCUCACUAAUGUUAAAACCGCCGAAGACGGUGAGUGGGAAAAUUAUCUCUUAAUAAUCUUCGAAAUUUUCAAGAUUUUUUUCUCCUUUUUCAUUUUUUGCACCCAAAGGUCUCUCUCCCCUAAAAUCAGAAAAAUGUAUUGUGUUACAGUUCCUUUAUUUUGAAAAUAUUAGUUUUGCCAUAUUUGUUCUUUUGCGUUGUUUUUGUAGAGAAGAGUAGCUAUACGUUAAAUAAUGUAAAGACAGCCCAAUAUAUCUGCAACAAUUAAAUUUAUUUUUAAAUUUUGAAAGUGCUUCUUACUCUUGUGACUGAUGAAUCUGUUCAGUGAUUGUGAAGCAUUUUUUUCAACAACUUUUCAAACAUGUUAUAUUCAUGAUUUCUUAUUUCUCUUAUUUUCUGCAGCUCCAUCCUUGGCACCACACUUGACUGUCACUCCAGUAGAAGACUCUCUCAACAAACAAAUUAGCCUGAGGAUUAAAUGGGAGGUAAUUGUCUUGUAUAUCUUGUCACUAUCGUGUCUCUUUUUAACAAAGAAGAAUGACACUUAGCAGAACAUCAGAACUAUCCAGUCAAGAUCCAGUGAUCUGAAUGUUCCAUUGUCUUUUCAUUAAGUCCCACUGUUCUCCAUAUCUUCCAGUCAUUCAUUCUAUUUUAAGCAUUGUUCAAAGGACUUCGAAUUCUUCAUUAUUCUUGUAUUUAGCCCUAGUACAGUAAUAUACUGUAAUUAGUCCUAAUAAUGCUGACGUUAACUAUCCAAAGAAUAUCAAUAUAACGAACUUCUCCGGCAAUUUCUUGCAAGUAAUUCGCUGGCGAUUCCCUCGUUGAUUGUGCUUAAAAAUAGACUUUGGUGUGGCCAUCAGCGUGAGAGUCAAGAGAGAUUGGGGGGGGGGGCGUGUUCACCAAUUUGUCCCGGGGGCCGUGGUUGCCUUUCGCCGGCCUUGCCCCUAGUUUAUAAGAAUUGAUUAAUUAAAUUAUUUACAGUCAAAUGUUUAAAAGAAGAAAAGUAAUAACGACAAAGGUACAAAAUAACUAAUACCCAUAUUCCAAACUUAAAAUGUUUUUAUAUAGGAGAGUGAUUAUUUAGAGAGAGAUUAUUUACCAUAUAUACAGCUAUCUGUUACAAAUAGAGAUUUUUUCAAUUUUGUUUUUGAAGACAACGAGUGAAUUGAUUGAUUUUAAAUGACUGUCAAGCUUAUUCCAAAUAUCAACACCUUUACUAGUAAGAGAAUGAUUAACAUAAUUUGUUCUUCUACACGUUUUGUGAAGAUUGGAAGCAUUUUUAGUUUUAUAAUGGUGAAAAUAAGGCAUGAUAGAUCCGACGGAAGAAGGCGUGGUCUUUCGUAUCUCCUAAUCCUUUUAUAAGCUAUCUUUCAAAUUCUGAUUUUGAAUCACUCUGGCUCCUCUUAAAACCGCAUCGCCUGCCCCGUGACCUGAAUUCCAUCAUUUUGGGUGAAAUUCCACCCGGAAACGAUGAUAUUGAUUUACAAACUCACAUAACAGAAAGCGUGACUCCAUUCUUUCUUUGCACCCAAGUUCAAGCUUCAAGCAGAUCGUCAACCAAGCUACAAGAGGUGACAAUAUUUUGACAACGUACUUACCAACAUCUCAAAGUAUUAUGACACCCCCAACGUUGUUGCUCCUCUCGGAUCUUCCGAUCACAAUUCAAUACUUUGAAUCCAUUUAUAUCCCACGCGAACUCCAACUCAAGUUCCUCCACUCUCGUAAGAGACACACGACCUUCUAACCGGAGAGUAAUGAGAGAAAAAUUGUGCCAAGUUAACUGGUCUCCAUUGUACCACAUGCAAUCCUACAACGAGCAGUUUAUCUUCUUUACUGCCACCAUCAACGAGUUCAUUGAGAAGUACCUCCCACUCAGCCGAGUGAAGGCCGACUCUAGUGAAAAACCGUGGAUUACGUCAGAGAUUAUAAAACCAUCAUUACAAAGCAACAACGUGCUUGGUCCAGAGGAAAUAUUAUCACCUUUAAGCGCUAUAGGAACAUGGUGAAUGCUAAGUGUAAGAAAGCUUGUAACUCCUACUAUAAUAGGAACAUCUCUGACGUCCAGCAAUCAGCAAUCCAAAUCGAUAAAUAGGCACUCAAAGAGUGCGUAAAGAUUUGCAAUUUCGUUGUCAAUUUUAUAAUGCAAGAAAGAUUGAAAAACAUCAGUUCAUAAUGCAAGAACAAUGGAAAAAUAUCGCCCAAAAUGUAGUAUAACAAAACACAACAUCAUGCAUGACAAAUCUUUUCUUCGAAUGUCAACUUUUGUUUAAUUACUGUUAUAUUCAAAGUUAAUCUACUACAACUUUUAAAUGGCUUUAUCACUGCCUCAAAGAUAAAAGAAUAAUUGAAUUUGUAGAAAUGUUGAAGAUAUUUUAUAACUUAACGUUUGGAUAAAAAAACAACAAAAUUAUUUCGAUCAGUUCGCAUUCCGCAACAGGCAAUACAUUUCUAAUUCAUUUCCAAUGAAUACGAAUGAAAAAUGGAACAAUACAGUUUUUAUAGUGGAAACACCGCUUUUGAUUUUAUUUUACACGGCCGCUCCUGAGUUGAACGAAUUUGUCUUUUAGGACCUUUUCCAUUUGUAUUUCUAGCACAAAACAAUCAUAUAUUCAUUCGUUUAGCUGAAAGUAAGUGGUACAAUGUUUAGUCGUUGGUGUACUACGAAAAUGAGCGGGGUUUUUGCAGACCUCUCAACUCUCGCGCAUUCGGCGUGAGUCUCACGCAAUUCGCUUCACUCUCACGCUCUCACGCCACGUUUAGUCUUAAAUCUCACGCAUAUGGCAGUUUCAUAGUAUUUUUUCAAUAAUAUGAUAUUGUAUCCUUAAAUGCACAUUAUUAAUCAUUUAAUAUACGGAUCGCAAAUCGAAUAUAUAAUGACGUGUUAUUGUUCCCUCGUGUUCCUGCAUAUUUGCCUGCAAUUUGGAUACAAAAUAGUAUUCAUAUGUACAUACGGCAGAAUCAGUCGGAGCAGAAUUCUCUGGAAAUCAUUCUUUUUUCAAAAUCAUACAGACCUUUAUCAAUUUUAAGCUUUAUUAGUUUUAAGCGGCUACAUUAUCCAUGACAAACUGCAAAGAAUGAAGAUAUUACCCACACUUUCCUGCAACUUAUCAAGUUAAUUACAUACACCUUCUCCCAUUUAGUACUACGAAAUUGUAAAUUUCGACAUACUAAAACGCUGUUUUCUGACUGUCAGAAUUCUGUCAAAUCUUCCCCAAAGUCCAGGAAAUGGCAUUUCAGAGACUCUAAAUUUAAAAAUUUCCUCGGGCCUUCGGCCCUCGCUUUCAGCCCCCCAAUAAAAAAAGCUUCCUACAGCCCUGAUAUGUAAAUUAUCAAGGGCAAAUUAAAGCUCAUUACUGUAUCUCGCAGAAAUACAGUUAUUGUAACUAAAGUGCCUUGUCUUAAAGGACGUUAUUCAUUAUGUAUUUAAUUAAUAAAAACCAACUCUCAGUAAUGUACGAAAUGCCAUUUCAGACCCCCGGACUUUUACAAAGGUGCCAUCCACAUCCCCAAUCUCGCUCUUAACUUCUCUGCAAAGUUGAGAGGUCUGGUUUUUGCCCGAAAGAUUGCAAAUGUCGACAAACACAAAUGGCGGAUAAUAGCUUCCGGCGGUUCACGAAUACUCGACUCGGAAAUCAACGUCACUAUCUAUCUAUGUGUACUAUCUAUCUAUCUAUCUAUCUAUCUAUCUAUCUAUCUAUCUAUCUAUCUAUCUAUCUUACACACCCGAUGACAUAAAGGAUUUUGCUUCGCAAAUCCUUAAAAAGUGGCGGUCCUUGUGGAAAUCAACUAACGUUUCACCAAUACCAAAAUCUUUUCCCGCUCAAGACAUCGACUCACAUUUCCGCCCCAUUUCCCUCACGGCCAUUGUGAGCAAAAUUCUGGAGUCGUUUUCUUACCGCUGGCUUUUCCAAUCAAUUACAAUACAGAUCGACCCUCUUGAGUUUGGCGCACUUCGAGGCUCAAGCGCAAGCAUGGCGCUCGUCCACCUCCUCCAUAAGUCACCGCUGUACGAAGCAUGCGAUGACCUUGGUCCAUCAUUACGGAUCUGCCUGUUAGACUUUUCAAAAGCCUUUGAUCGGAUUGAUCGUGACGUCUUACUGAGAAAGGUUCAGCAAAUGGCCGUUCACGCAGUUCUCAUUAAUUGGAUCACCGACUUUUUGUCUAUAAGAUUACAGUGGACAAAGAUUGGUCAGGACUACUCUGCUUGGAAGUAUAUAUUCAAGCUGAUGUUCCACAGGGAACAAAACUAGGUCCCUUACUUUUUUUAAUCAUGGUAAAUGAUCUCAAACCGACUAGAGACCUUGUCAAAAUCGUCGAUGAUGAUUCCACAACGUGGGAAGUCCUGCACAGAGAUUCCCAAUUUAAUCUCCCCUCAACCGUGAAAGCCUGCGAGGAAUGGUCAUGUGAUAAUAGCAUGAGUUGAACGCUUCAAAGACGAAAGAGAUGUUCACCCUCUUAUCCACCAAUUGUCCAAUUGUGAUCAACAAUCAAACAGUCAGCAUCAUUAAGCAUGCCAAGCUACUAGGCGUUACCAUCUCGAAUGACUUGAAAUGGAACUUGUUGCUGCCGUAGGCAGCCACCUAUUCUUGACGAUGUGUUUUUCUCGCACCAGUCCGUUUCCGGUUGGCCGAGUUAUGUAUAGCCGAGCGACAACUCGAUUUUAUUUGCAUGUACGAAUGUACGGAUGAUCAGAUUUAUGACGUAUUUUGACGUCACAGAAAUUUAAAAAAAUAACAUACUCCAGAUCGCGAUUUUGACUUUCCGAAUAUCCCGGUUGAACCUCGCGAACACCACCAUGGACAAUGACAAUUUGUAAACACGUUACAUGUGCGCAUAAUGGCCUCUGUAUAAUGGCAUAGUCAUAGAGAUUAUAAAUAACACUGAUAUAAUAAUGUGUUAUUUAUAAUCUCUAUGGGCAUAGUCUCAUCGCAAUUCGCAAAUGGACUCUGACUGUUAAAUAAAAUGCUUUUCAAGGUAAGAUGAAAGUUUGAUCACAAAUAACAAUGUGUAUUGGUCGAUACGCGUUGAAACUUCAAGCGAAUGAAUUAACUGUAUUUAAAUUAUUACAUUUUUAGGUGCAUACAAGUCUUCAUAGUAAACAAGUGGACUUCGUCGAUAUUUUAUAUCAGUUUGUAAAAAAUCUGAUUGAGCUUGAUCGUAGGCUUGAUGGAACAUCGUACUUCUAAGGGAUAAAUAAUCACAGAGAGAGUUUAUUAUUGUUAUUUUGGCAAUAUCAAUUGAGGCAUUCAGCAGUAUCGUAAAAUUGUCUGUCUUGCACAAAGAUAGUCCUUUUGCAACCCAUGCAGUGUGGAUUGUUGUCUGCACAUAUUAACUUACCAGCAGUUACAUGUAAAUAACAUGUCAACCGACGUUUGUAAAAGGUAUGACGGUCUGUAAAAAUGUAUCUCCGAGAUAUGUCCAUUGUUUAAUAGCAUAAUAUGAAAUAAUCCUACCAGCCUACAUUUAUAUAUUCACCUGGCUGUCACUACAGUACUCAGAGACAGAGUAUACUAUAUUUUUUGAUAAUGCUCACAAUCGUAUUAUAUAGUUUUGCAGUUCUGACUGAGUACAAUCUUAGGGGCUGAUUACAUGGAGAGUUUUCAGCCCGGGCUGAGUUUCAGCCGGGUUAUUAAGGGGCCGAUUACAUGGAGCAUUUUCAACCCCGGGGCUGAACUCAGCCCUGUUUACCAGGUUGAAAUUUUAGCCCUGUCUGUAAUACAAAACUCUAUCAAAAUCAAACGCGCGAUUACAUGACAAAAUUUUCAACCCAGGGCUGAGUUCAACCCCGGGGUUGAAAUUUCAACCCUGCUUCAGCUAGCAGGGUUGAAAUUUCAACCCCGGGGUUGAACUCAGCCCUGGGUUGAAAAUUUUGUCAUGUAAUCGUUUCAACCCAGGGCUGAAAUUAUCAUGAGUUAUUCGAGCAUAUGUGGUAGUGACUAUUUAUUACAAGAAAACAAAAUAAAGGCUUUUUUACUUCCGAGAAUCGAUGCCGAGAACGUAUAGUAUAGCGUUUCAACCCCGGGGUUGAAAUCGCCCAUGUAAUCGCAAAAAAUUUUAACCCGGUUAACAGGGCUGAGUUCAACCCCAGGGUUGAAAGUUGUCCAUGUAAUCGGGCCCUAAAAUGAGCUGAAAUUGCAUCACGAUUACAUGAGCAGUUUGAGCCUGGACUUGAGUUUAGUCAGAGCUAUGUUUAUAGUCAACCCGGGCUGAAAUGUCAGACCGGGCUGAGUGAAAUAAUCUGAGUGUCACGAAAUAGGACAACAAGCCUGUUAUGCUUCUUUGAAGCAAUCAGAUGCUGAUUAGUUGACUAUUUGACUUGUGUGAGAUUGUGGUUAUAUGUAAAGUAUUUAAAGAUGAAAGUAUUUAAAGAUGAAACAAACAUGCAAAAUAAAGCCAUUUAAACGGUUGUUUUUUCAGCCCGGGCUGAAAUUUCAGCCUGGGCUGAAAUUUCAGCCUGGGCAGCUCAAACCAGGCCGAAAUUUCAGUCCGGGCUGAAACUCUCUCCAUCAAGCAUCAGCAUAUUGCAUUAAAACGAUAAUUGGAACAAAAAUUGACUUAACAUUUCUAUAUAUGGAAUUAUUAUUAAAUUCUACAUGUCAAAUGAUUCAUUCAAGUAUUAUCGUUUAUAUAUAGAAUGAUUUUCUACAGUAUUCAGUGGCAAGCUAGCUACCAUGGCAACUGGUCAUGCCAUGCCAAUAAACCUGUAUCUAUUUGAAUAAUGCAAAUCAUUAUAUUAAAAGCUUGCAUAGCGUGACCUGUUGCUAUGUCAGCUUCACAGGCUGACAGUGUUAUAAUUAUACAUACAAAAGCAAGAAGUUAUAAGCAUUGAAUGUAUUCAUAUACAUUUAGCUGAUCUUUCGACUUUUCCUGUUUACAUGAUGGAAGUUGGGAUAAUUUUUGAUGUAUUGGAAUAAGUCACUAGGCUAAACAAAAGUUCAAAUGCUUGUUAACAGAACUCAAAUAUUGUAGACAAGAUCUUGUAGUUAAAAAAGAUUAUAAUUGCUGCUUGAACAACCUUUCGUUUACAGUAACUAUAAUCUAUCUCUAGACUAGUAAUGUAUUUUGCUGAAUUGUGCACUGUGACUCAUUUCAAUACAUCGAAAUCAUCCUGCCUCAUAUCUCGUCCUGGCGAAGCGGGAUUGUAUAAACAGACCCUUAUUCAGCGAAUUGUGCAUGGUGCCAUCCCUUGGGGGUGAGGCAGCAUUUUCCUUGCGAUAGUAACUUCUAGUAUGUAAAUGCCAUCUGUAACAAGGCUUCCAAGCGUUUAUACGCCCUACGGCUGUUGAAAAGGAAAGCCCUUCCGCACUCCGUCCUAGUCAAGGUUUAUCGCGCGUGCGUUAGACCUAUCCUUGAGUAUGCAUGUGAAGCGUGGUACAACAUCCUCCCUGUGCGCAUUAGUAACCAAAUAGAGCAGGUCCAGAAAAGAGCUCUCCGAAUUAUCUACCAUUCCUUUACCUACAGUCAAGCGAUGCUCACCGCCAACGUUCCAUCGUUGUCCGAUCGCCGAACCACUCUUUAUGAACUACUUUUCCACAGAAUGCUUGAUCCAGGCCACAAAUUCAACCGUUGUAACUUCUAAUUUUAAUAUUCUUAAAUUAUAUUUUAGUACAUAUUUUUAGCUAUUUAGUAUCUUACAGUUGUAAAACCAGUGUAAUUCAGUUCUAACUGCAAAAUUGGUUUAAAUAAAACGACUAUUUUCCUUUUAAUUCGCGUUGUUUACUCAUAAAGAUAAUUCUAAUGGUGAAAUGUGGCUAUUUUAACAUAACCUUUGGUUUCCCUCUAAAGUGUUUUUUCUUUAGUGAUUUAUUGUUGUUCUGUUACUAGCUUCUUGAUGUAAAAGACGCCAAUGGUGUUGUAAAGGGAUAUGACAUUUGGUUUAAAAAGAAUUCAAGUAAUUCAUUUUUCACAAACAAGAGAGUAGUAACACCUAGAGAUGGCAAACAAACCACCAUAUCUUAUCUAAAGCCAUACACCUAUUAUAAAAUAAAGAUUCAGGCAUUUACCAGCGCAGGACAUGGCCCCAACUCAAGCUCUAUCGUUACACGGACCAAUGAAGGAGGUACGUACUUCGUGUAAAGCACGAUCACGACCCAUUUGGUCAUCAUUUAGAAAUUUUUGUCAAAUUUUUGCGCGUAAGUACUCUGUUUGAAUAGUUUUAUACGAUGCUCUGAUUGUAAUCAGUUGAGGAUUUGAGCAUGUGAUUGUUCAUGCAUAUUUGAGCAUUGUUGUUCGUUCUCAGUUGACCACAAGCAGAGAUAGACAAUAUUUCAGACUUUUUCAUUGGGCAUGUGGUAUCAUUGUGUCUUUGAGCCAAAAAUGGGAGCGAAGAUAAGACCUUGGAUGCGAGGUUACCCAAAUUUGCCUCUAGGAAAUAUGAUGUGUAUACGCAAUGGCCUUGGAACUUCGUAUAAAACUAUGCAAAAGUAUUCGAAGGACUGAAACGUUAUGACAAAUAUUCUGAAAGAUUCAAAUGAUGACGUAAUGUGUAAUCCUCAAUCCCCACUCAAUGUACAACUCACUGAUCUGUACUACUGAUAACAUAGAAGUGGUAGUGGUGAGGAAAUCUCAACCAACACGCUUGUAAAUCACUUCGAGUAUUUAAUAUCCAUUAAUUUAACCUAAGCUUGUAAGGUGUAUAGAGAAUCUUGAGUUAUAGAUUAAAAAUUGUAUUAUUUGAAUUAUGUUUUAUUUCAGUACCAAGUAUACCACCAGGGAACAUUAGGGUAACUGCGAAAACAUCGACCAGUAUAUCUCUGUCAUGGACAGCGCCUUCAAAAGACAGUACAAAUGGUGUUUUGAUUGGUUAUCGUGUACAUUACCAUGACAACCGUAAACCAAUGAAAAUUAAUGCUAACGUUAACACCAGCAGUGACAAAACAAACCUCACAUUGAAUGAUCUUGGUAAAUAUACCAACUAUGCCAUCAAAAUAGCUGCUCGUACCGUUCGAGGACUUGGCCUAUUCAGUACACUAAUCAAUGUUGUCACAGAUGAAGACAGUAAGUACUUUUUUAUGUUGUUUUCUUGAUAGUUUGACGAUGGCUUGCCUUUGAGUAAAAUUAGCUCAAAGAGCAGAGCGCGAUCUGGAGAUUUGUGGAUCAGACUCAAGAAUUUGCUCCUGAGCAUUAUUACUUUAGCAAGCAAACAAAUUAGUAAGUGCUUUAUUGCAAUAGUUUUGAGUGCUUUUAAGCCUGAGUGCUUUAUGUACUAUUUAAAGCACGCGUAGCCUAGCGCGUAGGAGUGUUUUAUCACAUAUAAAACACGACGCGUAGCGGAGUGUUUUAUAUGUGAUAAAACACGACUACAAGUGCUUUAAAUGGCUUCAAAAACGACUCAGAAACACACUUCAAAAACGAGUUCAUUGGCGAAGUAAUUUUUAAAAUAAACUUUGUCUAAACCGAGAAAAUCAAAGCUAAAGUUUAUGUAAAUUAACAUGAUUUUUUAUCACAUAUAAAACCACGACACGCUGAUGAUUUUUCUUUGUGUUUUCCUCCUGAAUUAUUAAUGAGUUUUUGAAAGGUAAAUUCUAAGUUUUGAAGAAUUUAUAAGAAAUGUUUAAGGGAACUGUUUAAUUAAUAACAUCAAGUCAGUUUGCUCAAACGUUUCUUACAAAUCCUUCAAAACGUAGAAUUUACGGAUGCAAAAUUUCUAGUGUAAAAAAACAGAAACAUUGAUUGUGUAAACAUUGAGUAAUCCUUUUCAUCAUUUGUUCUUAUCCUUUGUCAUUUUCUGAAGAAUAGACGAAUAGUAAUUUAUUUAGCACCUUGAUUUACAAAAAGAAAAAGAAAGAAAGAAUAUAUAUAUAUAUAUAUAUAUAUAUAUAUAUAUAUAUAUAUAUAUAUAUAUAUAUAUAUAUAUAUAUAUAUAUAUAUAUAUAUAUAUACAUAAUUAUAAUAUAAUUGUAAUUGAAGAAAAAAAAACCUAUUCGGAAUAAGGUGCAAGCUAACUGUAAUAACCGUGGAGUUAGACGAGACAGUUAGCUCAACUUUGUUAACUUAUCAUGAUGCUUUGAUUCCAAUGAACAGAGAAACAAUUUUAAAAAAACCAAAAAAACACGCAAGUAUAUAUAGAAUAAAAAAUCAAACCAGGCAAGGUGAUUAAAUAAUCAUGUUUAGCACCACUUUUAAUCACCCUUACUAUAUUGCUCCAACAAAGUAUUUUUCAGUUUUUUCUUAAAAUUCACCUUGUUCAUUUCUUUAAUUGUAUCAUCAAUUUCGUUCCAAACUUUUGCUCCAGUAUAUCUAAUAUUAAAUCUUCCAUAAUUAGUUCUUAUUAAAAGCACAGAGUAAGACAACCUUGAAGCAAGUCUAGUGGAAUAAUUAUGUUUUUCAUUAACAGAAAUAAAAAAAGCAUUAAAUGUUUCCGGUAAGAAGCCAUUAUAAUAGUCAUACAUAAAUAUUGCAGUAUGAAAAGAGACAAGAUCAUGAAAUUUUAAGAUUUUCAUUUCAGCAAAAAGAGAGUUAGUAUGUUCCCUAAAGUUAGAGAAGGUUAUCAGUCGAACAACUUUUUUUUGUAAAAUAAAUAAAUAAAUAAAGGAUUAAUUGAUGAAGAAUAAGUGCUUCCCCAAAUUACUAGACUAUAUAUUAAAAAGGGAUAAAUCAAUGAAUAGUAAAGGUUGAUACAUAUGUUGGUUCCUACGUAAUGUCGAACCUUGGAAAUGGCACCAAUAUUACGUUUAAUUUUUUUUAGAGAGACUCAAAAUAUGACUUUUCCAGGUUAAAUUACAGUCAAAUACCACACCUAGAUAAUUAGUGUCAUAAACUUGUUUCAAUGCAUAAUCAUGAAUCUUCAAAUUAACCUGGUAAUUAAUUCGUUUUCUGGAGGAAUGAAAUAUGAUAUAGUUAGAUUUUUCAAUAUUGAGAGAGAGCUUAUUUGCACAUGGCCAACGAUGUACAAUAGCUAUCUGAUCAUUUACAACAGAUUCCAAAGUUUCUAGUUUUUUAUGAGUAUAAAAAAGAUUUGAGUCAUCUGCAAAAAGAUGGACAUCUAGAAUUUUUGUGCUAUUUUGAAAAUCAUUAACAUAUAGCAAAAACAGAAGAGGUCCAAGAACCGAACCUUGUGGGACUCCACAGGAUAUAUACUGUAAUUCGCAUUGUACACUACCUAAACUGACAAAUUGCCUCCUAUUAAUUAAAUAUGACUUAAACCAUUCCAAUACUAUCCCUCUUAUUCCGUAAUGCUCAAGUUUCUGUAGUAAGAUGUGGUGGUUUACUGUAUCAAACGCUUUAGAUAGAUCUAAAAAUAUGCCGCAUGAAUAGUAUCCAUUCUCAAUUACUUUCUGUAUUUUAUCUGUUAUUGAAAGAAUUGCAUGUAAUGUAGAAUGUCUUUCAUCAUCAUCAUGUUCUUACCUAACUUUUAUCAUUCAUUCAAAUUUCAAAAUACUUUAUUCUUGGUUCUAAUACUUUCUUGACAAUACUUAAACCUCCUUCGGCUCCUUGUUUAUAAGAGGUUUUCGGAUAUUCGUUGUAUCCAUUGUAAAAUUCUCAUCUUAGUCUUCUUUGUAAAUAAUUUUCCUCAGUAGCAGUAUUUCAGCUCUAUAUACAGCAUCACUGGCCUAAUGACAAACAAAUUAACAGCAAAGGAACGCAUAGAUCUAUGUUUAAACAUCCUACUAUUUUUUUGUAACUCUGAAAUUCAACAGAGUUCAAAAUUCGCAUGAUCAAAAGAAAGACAUCCAUCCAUUUUUAUAUCAUUUCUUUAUUUUUUUCUUUUUGGUUCUUAAUAUCUUACUGCAUUAAUUCCUUUUAUUAUUAUUCGGUAUCUUUGGCCUCCAGCUCUGAUUAGCCUAUUGGUUAUUUUGGAGAGCCGGCUUCACUCUAUUUAUAAUUAUAAGUAACUAAUGAAUGAUUGUAAAAUUGUAGUGAAGCAACAAAACUUCUAAACUUCUACAGUAAUUUAUGCGAAAAUGGUAUCGAAUCACUUGUUGAAAAACGAAGCUAGCGAAGCUCUCUGGUUUAACUUACCAAUUAUCUAACUACUGUAUAAGAUUUCGAUUCUGAGCGCAAAAAAUAUUCAUGUUUAAAUAUUGUGUAAUAUCAUUUAGAACCAGGUCCUCCUAAAAAUCUGAUCGCGAUCACCACGUCAGUACGGAGUAUCAAGUUAACAUGGUCGAGACCUGAUGAACCAAAUGGUAGAAUAACUGAUUAUCAUAUUUCUUACUUCGGAAAUAUUAACAAGAUUAAUACUUACCAUGCUGAAGGCACGGGCACAUCUCAUGAGUUUGAGAACUUGACAGAAAAUCGAACGUAUUAUUUCAAGGUUUGUGCUUUGACGAGUAAAGGUGCAGGGAAUUACACAGAUUUCGUCAUGGUGAGCACUAGUAAAGGUAAAUAUCUUUGAUAUCAGAGAAUAUCGUAAUGGACUCUAGCAACAAGAUUCAAGAGCAUUUUUCUACGAUCUUUCACACACACGGUAGAAUGAAAAUGCUAGAUUGUUUGGAUAAGAAACCCUGUUUCCUGGUUUGCCCAUCCAUAGUCUAUCAAGAUAUGAUGGUUGGAAACUAAACACAAGUCAUUGUCCCCGAGCCAACGGCGCGGAGCACCGUUCCGGGUGUAAGCCCGGGGCGAGGGUACUAAUUCCGCCCGGUUGAAAGGAAAGGAAAGCACUAGCGAAGCCUAAAGUUCAUCAAGGAUCGCAGGCGCGUGACUAUGGUUCAUGGGUGGACCUUCUCACUGAUCUCAAAAAUAUGGCUGUUUGCUAGGAGUGGGAUAAGCAAGAUUUCAAUUUUCAAAAGCAUAUAUUUGGAAAAUCACGUUUCACCCAAUGAGCUUUGAAGCAAUUUUUGUUUGAAGAAAUGAGAAGAACUUAUUGACUAUGGGAAAUCGUGAAAAUGAUUAAUGUUUAUGAACUUUGUUGCUUUAACUUUUGCCUAAAACAUGAACUAUUUUCCUUUCCAGCGAAGCUGUAAGUUUCCUAACUAAAUUAUCCUGUUUAAUUUAAGAAAAAGACUUAAAAUGUAAAGGACAACAAAUUAAUUGAUUUGAAGACGGAACUGAAAUUACCUUGUUAUGUUUCAUUAUAAAGUAAAAACAGUUUAUCGGCAAGACCGCAAAUGUAGUUUUAAUAGUUGAAUCAUAGGCAGCCCAAAACUGCGUGUAGAAUGCACCAAAUGCUUGGGGCGAGCUUGCAUUCUACACGCAGUUUUGGGCUGCCUAUGGUUGAAUGCAGAACAUUUCAAACUGUCGAUUUUUUAAUAUGAAGCGUUUUACAUUAAAUCGAAUUUUACAUUAAAUCAAAAGUCACAAAAAGCAGAAUAACAUACAUACAGUAUAUAUUUCGGAAAUUCAUUGUUGUAUAGCUAAAAGUCCUAAUCUUUAAAUUAUUUUGCCGUUUUGUACAAAAAAUGUAAACCUAUUAAAAACUUGAAAAUUUAAAAAUAUCGUGUUGUCAUGGCAACAUUCAACGCGAGCCUGCGUUCAGUAUUGCCCUUUCGGAAUACUUUGUUAAUUCAAUGUUUGGAAAAUAUAAGCGAGGGUUGCUGCAUGCAUGUAUUUCUAGUAUUAUGUUUUGUCUCAGCUUAUUGCAUUUAUGAUUGAGCUUAUUGCAUUUUCUUGUAAUGAAGUAACCGUCCAAUAGGGAUAGCUGAGAUGAAACGUGCAACCACGAUGAAUAAUAUUUAAUGAAGUUGAGACAAAGGAUUUGUGCACGGUGAGGUACAGUUCAACAUCAAACAAAGUUCUUCUAUUUUGUGGCUUUGAAGUUUGCCGGGCUUCCAAACCAUCAUAUCUUGACAGACUGUGGCCCUCAGGAAACAUUGUAAAAACACGGCUAACAUUGAUUUCCCCAGCCAGGAGAGGCUAAGAAAUAAAGUUUCUUCAACGAUGUUAGCUGGUUUGAUCUUCAAUUAUCUUCCUUUCUGUACUAGGUCCUCCAUCAUUCAUCGGCAGUCACAGCGAAGACGUCACAGAAAGGUGGAAAAAAACCGUCACAUUAAUUUGUAGAUUUUCUGGGUUCCCUAUACCAACUAUCACGUGGUUAGAUUCGAAAGAAAAAGCGUUAAACUUUGGAGAUGCCAAAUAUCACGUGACCAUACAAGGACAUUUAGUUAUUCAUGAUUUGCGCAGAGAAGAUUCAAAACGUUAUGUAUGUAGAGUGACAAAUAAAUGGGGAACGAUUGAGAAAGGAAUUACGUUAAAAGUUCAAGGUAAGUUUGUGUUAAUCUUGAAAUUUGGUAUGUCGGCCAAGUCUUUUGAAAGACUAAUCUACCUAAUCUUUAUGGCCCGUAAACUAAAAUCAUACUCGAAAUAAAUUAUCAUAGUGUUCGGUAAUGACCUCCAACUCAGAUUUGACUCACUUGCCUUUAUGGUUUAUUCUAAGAAAAAUUUAGAACUGCACAUACAAGUGCCGAAAAUUUUUUUCUGGAACAAAUUAAUUUUGGCGACAUCUCCCCAUCGCCAAAAAAAUUUCGGUCAGUGUACCAUUUUAGGGGUCCAAAAAAUUUUUCCUACAUACCAAAAUUUUCCGGAACAUCAAACAAAGUUUCCACAAAUCACAAAAUUGACCACAAAAUUGACACAAUUCCCCACAAAAUUGACAGAAUUUGUCCCACUUAUUUUUUUAAUAAGCCAAUAUUCCAUUCGAGCAUCUCAGCAUCCACAAGGAACACGAGUAAAUGAGAAGACUGUUUUGGGGUUAGAUUUUCGUUAAUUUGGUUAAUUCACAUUUGAGUUUUAAGAACUGCACAUUUGAGUUUUAAGAACUGCACAAAUGGGUUUAGAACUGCACAUUUUGUGUAGAACUGCACGUUAAAAUAAACCCUGCUUGCCUUUAGCAAUGUCUCGCUGCUUAUUGCUCGCUACGUACAUUUUAUCACAUCUAUUCACCAUUCACAGAAUUACUGCAGCAUGAACCCAUAUAGCCUGAGACAUGAACAAUGCAUAAGACUGUAUGAUUAUAACAAUGAAGUUUACUGUGUUGAACGAUAUGCUCUAAUAAUUCAACGUAUUAAACCUGUUUUUCUUUUCAACUAUAACAUAAUGAAAGUUUAAGAUAAGGAGCAGAGCCCAGCAAAUAACUUUAAAACCAAACAUAAUAAAAUUAUAAUUAUAAACAUAAUUUGGUUUUAAAGUUAUUCUCUGCUAAACAUCGGAAAUUUUCGAAAAGCUAAAAAUGUUUGGCCACGUUGCCCUAUUUUCUUGCAUUUUUUACUAUUAUCUUACAUAUUUCUUGUUUUUCAGUUUAUUUUCCCCACUUUUUCCAACUUAUGUUCAACAUUUGCCCGACUUACGUUCAAAAUUUGCCCAACUUAUCAACAUUUCAAUUUUUGGGGGGGACCAGCUUCCCCCCCCCCCCCCCCCAGCCUCGCACGCCAAUGUCUAUAUCCAUAUGCUUUAAGUGACCCUGUACUAGGUAGCUAGUUUGUAAACACAGUUCGGAGGAUGAGUUUGGUCACAGUUUUAUCUUCAUUUAGAUCCACCAGAUCCUCCGAAGAGUAUCAGGUUUAUCGGGAUCAAUUCAACCGCAGUAAAAAUCUCCUGGCUCAAUGGUUUCGAUGGAAACUCCAUUAUCACUGGAUUUCUAUUGAAAUACCAGAGACAUAUUGAUUCUGAAUGGAAAGAAUUACGUCUAUCGGGUGAUUUAACUGAGUUUAUGAUGAACAAUGUCGAAUCUGAAAGGAAAUAUUCUUUCAUGAUGAAAGCAAGUAAUGAAAUAGGAGACGGAAAUUUCAGUGAAGCAAGGAAUAUAAAAUUUGUUGGAGAUGGAGGUCAGUAAUUCGUGUAGAUCAAUUUCUCGUAUACAGAGUGUAUCAAAACAAGGUUAUCCAAGUUUGCUGCACUGAGCUCCAUAUAUAUCUGGAGCGAGAACUCGAGUCCAAAAAGUGAAGGCAAGAUGGCGGAAAUUGAAGAAUUAUUGGACGUCCGUUCCAGUCUCUUUCUAUUAUUUGUCUGCGCGGUUGACACGAAGCUAGCAAGGAGUGUGCCGAAAUAUUUGUCAAUUUGAUAUCAAUUUAAAGAAUAACACUAUCGCUUUAUGAACUGAUAAAUUGUUUGGCGAUAUGGUCCGUUAAAAAAAACUAGAAUUAUUAUGGUAUUAAAACUAUUUACGACCUUCAGAGAUAUUGGACGUCAAUGACCUCCAUCUUCAGAGAGAGAGAGAGCUCUAUAGCUCUAUUUUGUAUCAUAUUACUGAGCCAUUAGUUUUGCAUUAUUAUACUUUAAAGAGUUACAUUUUAUACUUAAAUAUAUUUCAUUGUUGUUAAUGUAGCAGGACCUUACCGAAAAACACAUUGUGACGUAGUCUUCCUGAUAUAUUAAAAAUUGAUUGAUUGAACUCGUUAGGCUCCACACAUUUUGAUCAAAGCAUGCGUUGGUCAAAGAUAUCGUUAAACAACGCUUUACUGGCGAGAAAUUAAUCUCAAAAUAACAUAUUAUAAAGUCAACAAGUAUUGAAAAGAACUAACAACAUAUAACAUCAGCAUACGCUAAUGUGAGAAUAGGCAUACCAUAUACGCUAAUGUGCCAUCUAUGAGCACGGGCUUACGACUAUGUAACAAUAUCAAACAGUCGGGCAUGCUUCUGGUAUCUAAUCCUUCCAGCCCUUUUUAUCACGCCCUCUCUAGUGAUUUAAGGUUGUAAUCUACCCAAGCUAUUUUAAAAACAUCGUGUAUAUACAAAUUUCUUAUACAAAAUUCAAUUUUAUAAUUAAGGGGGAGGGGGGGAGUUGGGGGCGGCGGCGCAACCAACCAACCUGCCAUUCACUCAUAGGUCAUGGUCAUAUUCUUCAACUCAAGACAUCAGUCAAUGAUCAGAGCCGAAAGUUGUGGGAUGUUUCCUUACAUGUGACGACAUAUCAGUCUUAUAUCAUUUGAAUUUUCCUUAAUAAAACAGAACGUUCCUUUUGUUGCAGUCAUUCUGAAUCCAGUUGAAGAAGGAGAUAUUGAAGACGAGAUUGAAACGAAGUCUUCUCACAAAACGAUAUUUAAAGAUUCUGCAGUUUUGGGAACGUUGAUUGGAGUUUGUCUUUUUAUUAUUAUUGUCAUUGUUAUUCUGGCUUUGCUCACGAAACUGGGCUAUAGUCCCGGAUCUAAACUGGCUCAAAGUAAGUUUGCGUAAAUUUUAUCAUAGAAAUAACAUAGUUUUUCACAUGUUUAUAUGAUAAUUUUGAGGAUACAUCUAUUUGUAGAGGUGAACACAAAGAACGGUAAAGAUAAAAUCGUCACUCCUUCUAGAAUCAGUUGUACAGUGGUUAUAUAAUUAAGUGAGAAUCUGCAAAGUCUUAUUUUAGUAAAAUUCGCACUAAAACGUUCAAAUUCAAACUGUGUUUCAGGAUCAGUUGAAGUUUGGAGAUGGUUUGUUGCAAAAGGACUCUCGGCCACAGACCAUAGGUAAGUUAUUUAUACAGAUCUAAACCACAGUGGCUCUCAUCCUUCGUUAGUCAGAACUCUUGUGUAGUCUUCCAUAUAUCACUCCAUCCAUUAUCGUUUCCACCUUUCCUUUCAUGCACUCUUAACUCACUUUGUAUUUAUCGUCCGUUUUAAUAAAAUCUCAUUGUUCUACUUUUUGUCUGUAUAAAUCAGGGUGCGAAUUAACGUCCACAAAUCACAAAUCGUCAUUCCAAAGAGCAACUUUGUAGGCCAAAAAAUUAGCAGAUAAAAUUUCCCGGAAAAGUUUCUAGGCCAACAUUUCAGUUAGCUUAAAAACUGAGUCUGAGCAUCCCUUGCGGAACGACUAUGCAGAAAUAUGCAAGUAUUCAGGUGUAUGUCCUGUGUUAUAGUGCAGGCCUUAAAAUAUCGGUCGGUCACGGACAUUGUCCGACCCAUUCGUCAAAUUGUCCGACGUAGAGAGAAAACCACCGGACAUUCUGUCCGACCUAAGUGAAAGUGAGGUUUAUUCUUUGUCCGACCAGAGGAAUUGGCGUCCGACCGAACUGUAGCUUUGUUCGACGCUUUCUCCACGCACGUAAAUCAAAAUGUACCCUAGUCCAGGACUAGAAGCUCGUAUGUUAUAAUGGAGAACCAGAGUAUUGUACAAAAAUGAACCGGAAAUGUUGUUUUUAAUGAUGUCACCGCCGUAGCACGGGGCGGCGAGCGAAAUGGUGAAGUGGAAACUGGCUUAUAAUUAAGUUGUUGAAGUCGUACUGCUAUUAUUGGCAAGCAAGUUAAUCUUGGCUUGGAAAUAAGUAUGAAUGACACAAAUUAUUUAAUAUCUUCACAACAUUUAGUUCUGAAUUAAGAUAAUGUGCUGAUAUUAAUUUGCGUCAUUCAGACUUAUUUCCGAGCCAAACUGAACUGAAGGUCAUCGGACAUCAUCAUACAUAUGUCCGACCCAAACUAAAAGUCAUCGGACAUUCUGUCAGACGGCCCUGUAAAAUAUAUUUUAAGGCCUGUUAUAGUGGACCUAAUAUUUCCAAGUAAUUUGCAGCCAAUAAUUCUAGCUUCCGCGCCACGUUGCGGAACUGCGUGCGGUAACAACAUAUAUAUUUUUCGUUUAUUUCCUAGAAGAAACACGAAGCGUAGAUCAGGCGGUUCUUCAACUGACGGCCAUCUUGGCGGUUCAUCGUCAUCAUUAAGUCAAGAACGUGCAUCAAAUAAUGGUUCAACAUUUAGCGUACCUCGAAGUUCCAGCAGAGUUACAGAAUCUGGCUAUGCCACCAGCGUCUUUCCAAUACCUCUACCGUUCGGUAACUAUACUCCAGGUAAUAAACUUCGGCUAAACUUGCAUGUACGGUUUAUUCUAAUCCAUUUUUAGAUGAAUAUUAGAGUCUCCAUGCAUCUCUAUCGCCUACGUGGUACUAAUAUAUAUAUACUAACGACGUUUUUUUGGAGGGGGUUGAGGGGGGGGGGGAAUACCAAAAGAGAAUUCGACCACAAGCUUAACCUGCGAAAAAAUAUCGUGCACAAUGAAACCCUCAGAAAAAAUUCAUGCAAAUCUUCAUAUUUUUGGAACAAUUUUAUCCCCGAGACAACGGCGUGGAGCGCCGUUCCGGGCGUUAGCCCGGGGCGAGGGUACUAAUUCCCACCGGCCAUUUACACCUGGAGAAAGGAAAGCAUUAGCGAAGUCUAAAGUUCAUCAAUGAUCGUGGGCGUGUGACUAUGGUUCAUGGGUGGACCUCCUCACUGAUCUCAAAAAUAUGGCUGUUUGCUAGGAAUGGGGUAAGCAAGAUUUCAAUUUUCAAAAGCAUAUAUUUGGAAAAUCACGUUUCACACAAUGAGCUUUGAAGCAAUUUUUGUUUGAAGAAAUGAGAAGAAUUGAUUUACUAUGGGAAUCGUGAAAUAUAGUGCAAGUUUGCUUUGAAUGUUUAAUGUUUAUGAAUUUUGUUGCUUUUAAUAAUUUCUUGCGUAUUAAAAGUAGAUGCAGCUUUCCUUUUCAGUCAAGCUGUAAUGUUGUUCAAAAAAAAUAUAAAAUUUAAGAUUGUCGUGUUGCCAUGACAACACUGACGUAAACGCGAGCCUGCGUUCAGUGUUGGAUUGGAUUGGAAAACUUUAUUUAAACAGGUUAGCCUCUUCAGCUGAAAGCUGGUAUUCAUGAGGGACCUACAUUUAAAUUAUUUUACACAAAUGUAUGUAGUAAUAAGAUCUAAACAUGCAAUUCACACUAUCAAUUACGUAAAUAAUUCCAAAUUAGAGUUUUGAAACUAGAAAGUGUUGUUGCCUCUUUAACUCUAAUACUAGUAAUAGGCAAUUUAUUAUAUUGUAAAGGUCCAUUAAAUCUAAAGGUUCUCUUACCAAGUUCAAGCUUCAUCUUAGGAAGAUGUAGAUCGUUUUUCCUCCUUGUAUUGUGUUGAUGAAUCUUAUAGUUUUGAAUAAGAAGUUCGCUUAUAUUACUAGAAUAAAGGUCAUUUAAUUAAACAUUUAUAAACAAAAAUACAAACAUGCAUUUUUCUUCUUUUUUGUAAACUUAUCCAGUUUAAAACACAAAAUGUGUCAACAGAGGACGAUCGUUUAAGAACAAGACGCGCCGCUUGGUUUUGAAGGCGUUGUAAUUCUUGACUGUAACCUUCCGAUAAUUGUGCCCAAGCUACAUCGCAGUAAUCAAAGAUGGGUAAUAUCACGGUAGGAAAAAAAGACAGCAAACUGGGCCAAGUUUUUAUAACUUUUUGACCAUAGUUUGGAAUAUCACGAAACUUGAUAGAACUUGGCAUUCCUAAAAAUGGUAUCGUUUUCAUCUUUCGAUUUUGUUACAUUUUGGCGGGAAAAUGACGUGCCAGCUUUGGCGCCAGAAAAAAUAAACACGAGCUAAGAACAUGCUAGUAACUUAUUUGAAGAGAUUGUCCCAUAAGGAUCUCAAAACUGUAAAGACAUUGAAAAUACGCCAAAGCAGGGCAAAAAUAUGGUGCUUAAAAGUCUGAAAAAUCCGCCAUUUUGUUACUAAAAAUAGAUUUUUUUCGAACUUUGAAUCGCCAUAUCUUCGCACUGCCUUGUUGUAUUUUUAAUGUUUUUACAGUUUUGAGAUCCUCAUAGGAUAUUCUCAUCAAAAAAGUCGCUAGCAUGUUCUUAGCUCGGGAUUAAUUUUUUGGCGCCAAAGUUGGCACGUCAUUUUCCCGCCAAAAUGUAACAAAAUCGAAAAACAAAAACAAUACGAUUUUUGGGAAUGGCAAGUUCUAUCCUGUGAGGAAGUUUCGUGAUAUUCCAAACUAAGGUCAGAAAGUCAUAAAAACAUGGCCCAAUUUGCUGUCUCAUUUUCCCACCGUGUAUUAAUUAACAAUUAUUCGCCGAAGGCGAGGUGAUUAUCGGUGAAUAAAAACCGAGACGAAGUCGAGGUUUUUAUUCACGAUAAUCACCGAGCCUGAGGUGAAUAAUUGUUUUAGUAUAAUUUCAUAGGUGAUUAUUUGGAAAAAAAAUAAGAAAAUACAUAUUUCUUCGUCAUUUAAUUGACAAAAAGGCUUCGGCCGCCAUUUUGAAAAUCGCUUAGGUGAUUAUCGCGUAAUAAUCACCUCAACGGCAACCAAUCAGCGUGGAGAAUUUUCAAUAAUCACCUAUGUAAUUAUACUAAUCCAUUAUAAACAGCUUUUGCAUCCUCCAAUGUUAAAUAUGCUCUAAUCCUGCUCAUUAUCUUUAACCUUAUGCCAAUAUUCAUACUCCUAGAUAGGUAAAUUGACCGACCUGUUUAAUAUUCUGUCCAUACAGACGGAUGUUGAGAUCAUGAGCCGCAUCAAGUUUUUUCUUUGUUCCAAAUAACAUUGUCUUGGUCUUUUCCUCACUUAUAACCAGCCUAUUUUGUUCCAAAUAACAUUGUCUUGAUCUUUUCCUCACUUAUAACCAACCUAUUUUGUUCCAGCCAUAUCACCAACCUAUUAAAGUUAUUUUGUAAAAUGUCUCGAAUUUUAGCAGUUGAUUUAUCAGAGUAAUGAAUCAUAGUGUCAUCCGCAUACAUACUUAUAGAACAUUCAUUAAGACAUAUAGGAAGGUCGCUUAUGUACAGGAUAAAAAGUAAAGGUCCAAGUAUUGAACCUUGGGGAACACCAUGGUCAUUACUUGCACUGUCCGAUAAAUCUUGACCAAAUUUUACCCUUUGUGAGCGUGUAGUUAAAUAGUUUUGGAAAUUAGAUUUCCCAGACUUUAUAUACCAUAAUGUUCCAGUUUGUAAAGCAAGCAAUCGAGGUCCACGAGGUCAAAAGCCUUUUUUAAAUCUAUAAAAACAGUACCAGUAGUUUUUUGUUUAUCCAUAUUAUCGAGAAUUUUAUCAACGAGUGACACAACAGUAGUUUCCGUAGAAUGCUGCUUUCGAAAACCUGAUUGAUGGGUGGAAAGGAUAUUGUUCUCUUUAAUGAAAUUAAGAAGUUGUAAUUGUAUAGCUCGUUCCAUCACUUGCGAGAUCAAUGGAAGAACCGAAAUGUGUCGAUAGUUGUCUGCAUCAUUCCUUUUGCCUUUUUUUAUAGACAGGGACUACUUUUGCCUCUUUCCAUUCAGAAGGAAUUUGUCCAGUGGUGAUAGUUAGGUUUACUAUGUGCGCAAUCGGUUUUGCUAAUACAGAACCAGAAUCCUUUAAGAGUCUAGCAGUUAUUCCAUCGAGGCCUGUUGCUUUAGAAAGUUUGAACGUUGUCGAUUCAUUCACGACAAAAGUAAUAGAAACGUCGUGUAUCACAAAAUCUUUUACAAUUCUCGGGGAUAAGAUCCUGGGCAUGGAAGAAACUGAGCUAAAAAUAUUGCAUAAUUUUGUUGCAAUUGUCGAAAAAAAUUGACUAAAUCUCGUGGCAUUUAAAGCUACGUUUAUACCGGUGUUUCGUAGCCUUCUAUAGUUACUCCAAUGAAUUUCUUUAUUAGUGCUAAUUGCCUUUCUGUGGUGAUAAUCUCGCUACUUCAUAAGAUCUUUAAUGUAGUGUGUUAUCCAGGGUAACGACUUACCUCGGACACGUUUUUCAAUAAUGUGCGCGUGUUUAUCAUGCAAAUUCAGGGUCAUUUUCCAUCUCAAUAAUGUCCCAGGGGAUAUGACUAAUGUCACACUUCACAUAAAUCAGUGUCAAAAUGUUUAUAAUUUCUUGCCCGAAUAAAUUUAGACGGAAGGGACUUUACUCGAUGUAGUUUUCUUACCCCAAAGAUAGCAAAAUGGUCCGUAAAACCGACCGGGAAUACUCCAGAACGAUAAAGUUCAGGUUUUGUAGUGAAUAUUAAAAGUUGAUCAUUUACUAAUGCGGUACUUCAUGUAAGUCAAUGUUUGGAAAAUAUAGGCGAGGGGUUGCUGCAUGCAUGUAUUUCUAGUAUAAUCUCAAAUAAUCUCAUAGCCAGUAGUAGUUUGGUUUACAGCUAACACGGACUUUUUGCCAUGAUUUCCAAUUUACGUAUCAAAAUUAUUUUCAGGAAAUAACGGUGGGGUCCGUGCAAGUGGCUCUUCAGAUGAAGGGAUUGGACCUGAGACACGGAGUGAGAUACGAGUUGACAGUGGGGAUCAGGAAUAUCGUCAACCAUCCAUACCACCACGAUCAUCAAAUGGUACACCUGCACCACUCACCUUAAUCAUGAGUUCAAGGUAAGAUGAGCUCUUCACAAUUAAAAAUAUUCAUUAUUGCCUUUUGUAUAUAUAUCCCAAGUUAAUAACAAUUUAUGGCAAUUUUCAAGUGAAUUCUUGUUGUUGUUAUUUGCUGUGUUGGUGUAAUGUACUCAGGUAGAUAAGAUUAUGAUGUUACUCUGAGUGUAUAUCCACACCGGGCAGGCUUGAAAAAUAUGCCUGACCACGGUGGGAAUCAAACCUUCGACCUUUGGAACACUAGGCCAAGCAUCUUGUUGUUGUUGUUGCAGGGAGUAUAUUGACCCUGAAGGAGUUGAACAAGAGAAAAGUCCUUUAAAACGACAAAGAAAUCAACAAGACAAGAUGGCGGAGGAGAUGAAAGAAAAUGAAAGUGAAGACAUUUCUCCUGAUAUUUCUCCACGAGGCAAAGAGAGAAUAUAUUUCCAAUCAUUAGGACAUUGCUUGCCUGUCAAUAUGUCACCAGGACGACCCAAAUACGAGGAUGCACAUUUUAUCAUUGGCCCGGAUGUUGAUCGCAUUCUCGCGUACAGACCACCUCGGUGCUACGACUCAACAUCUUCUGAAUAUAGUUCAUCACGUGACGAGUUAGCACAGGCCUAUGAGUUCGGUAAGUUACAUCAUCUUGAUGAUUUCUAUGGCAGACCUACACUUGAAUCGGCCUCGAGUUCAGGUGAGACAGCUGGCAGUGAUAAAGAUGGAAUAUGUCAUUUCACAUCUGAGCUAUCAGUAGGACGACCUUUUCUUAUUCCAGUCGCCAUAUUGCCUCCACCACCAAACCAACGACUCAGGACCAGAGAUCGUAAAAGAAAUCCACAAGGUGCUCCACUCAAUACAUAUUAUGAAAAAGAUGAAACUCUUGUGUAGCUGAAAAAUACUCUAUAUGCUGCCUUGCAUGCGAGGAAUAAUGAAUAUAUAUCUACGAGAUUGUUCAAUGUAAAUAAUAAAUAUCUUACAGUAUAACGUUAAUAGAACUGGUUACAGAAUCGUUCCUUUAUAUUUCCGCGUUGUUGUGCGAGGAGCGAAAUAUUUAGUUUAAAAACUGCAAACCAUUUUGUGUCAAGUUUAAAGUUAUAAAAUAUUGGGGGAAAUAUUUAUAUUAUUUUAUCUAGUUGACAUUUGAUGUAAAGACAAUUUACUCAAUGUAGUAAUAACUGAUUAUUUAAAAUAAAUUAUUACGUAUGAA